AUGUUACUAUUGUUUAAUUAUACCGUACAUACAUUUAACCCCACUAUUUUGGCUGCAGCUCAGGCAGUCAGUAAGCCAGCUCAACAAGGGCGGACCACAGCCCCCUGGUGGACAGCAGACUGCCGAAGAGCACACCGAGAGCUCACCACUCACCAGACAGAGGCCGCGAAGCACCAGUUCAAGGAUGCAGUGCGCAAGGCCAAGCGUGCAUACUGGAGGCAGGUGAUCAAUGAGGCCAGAGAUGGUAGAGACCUGUACCGGGUGGUGGCAUGGCAUAAGCUGGAACCCAACCUCAGAGUACCCCCUCUGGUGAUUGGGGAUCAGGUCAUAGAAGAGACAGCCGCCAAAGCUGAGGCACUUCAACAAGCAAUUCUGAAGCGAUACAACUCAGCUGAUGAUCUGGAGUAUGACCCACUGGAUGAUGAGCACUGGAGCGGCAUGGGGAACCUGCCCUGGAACCCCCGGAUUGAGAUGGAGGAGAUGGAGCGCAACACCAUUGGGGUACAGAGCACCUCCCCAGGCACGGAUGGAAUCACAGUGCAGAUGCUCAAAGCAUGCUGA
Molecule: messenger RNA, 561 nt
Organism: Histoplasma mississippiense
Lineage: Eukaryota; Fungi; Ascomycota; Eurotiomycetes; Onygenales; Ajellomycetaceae
Exons: 2
Coding region: 1-561 (186 amino acids)
Source: RefSeq, a predicted model, not a curated record